AUGGUAAAGAAGAAUACUAUCCCCGAUGGAUGGCGGAGUUUGACACCAGUUGGACAACCCAUACCAGGAACUAGAUUUAUUGCAUUCAAAGUACCUUUAAAAGGGGCAAUUAACCAGAGGCUUACCCCAACCCAGAAAUUUACACCAAAAGACUUAAUCGCUGCAAUGAAAGCCCUAAAUCUGGAGCUUGGAUUAAUUAUUGAUUUAACAUAUACCACACGAUACUAUGAAGUGAAGGAUUUACCUAAAAGUGUGCAGUAUAAGAAACUUUAUACUGUUGGACUUGAAGUCCCUGAUAAUGCUACUAUCCUACAGUUCAAAAAAUGGGUCAGAAAAUUCCUAUGGGAAAAUGCAGGAAAUGAGAAACUCAUUGGUGUUCACUGUACUAAUGGAAUUAAUAGAACUGGCUACCUUAUAUGUAGAUAUCUUAUCGAUGUUGAAGGCUGGGAUCCAGAGGUGGCAAUCCAAGCUUUUGGUGAUGCUAGAGGUCAUCGCAUGGAUGGUCUUGUGUAUCUCACAGAUCUCAGAACACAACCAAUGAGAAGUAACCUUGGAAUGGAUGUAUGGGAUUCAGAUGAAGAUAUUAUUCCCCCACCGCAUGCAGUGGAAGCACCUGUAGAGCAGUUUCCAAAUGAAGACUUUCAGGGGUCUGGGAAAAGAUUAAGAAUUUAUGAUGACCACUCUCACAACGAUUUGCAAGGACGGAUACAGUUCAGAGAUUUUGAAUUUAUUAAUAAGGGACCUGGACAAAGAAGACCAUUCCAUGACCAUCAGACUCAGGAUGAUUUAAGAGCACCAAUGCAGACAAGAAAUUGGGACUACAACAGGGGACCAGGACAGAGGCAAAGACCCUUUCCUGAUCACCAGUUUUGUGAUGAUUAUCAAGAAGACAUGCAGCUGAAGGACCUAGACUUUAGUAACAAGGGACCUGGACAAAGAUUGAGACCUUUUCAUGGAUGCCAGUUUCAUGAUGAUUUACAGACAGAAAGACAAUCGAGGGAUAACAAAUUUAACAGAGGCCGUGGACAAAGGCAGAGAUCUUUUCCUGAACAUUCAUCUCAUAAUGAUUUUCAGGAAGAUAGGCAGUCAAAGGAUUUUGAUUUUGGUAGCAGGGGCCGUGGCCGGAGACAAAGAUCGUUCCAUGACCACCAGUCUCAUGAUGAAUUUCAGACACAGAUGCAGCUGAAAGAGUUAGAUCAUGUCAAAAAGAGUCCUGGCCAAAGACUAAGAUCUUUCCAUAACUAUCAGUCACAUGAUGAUGUACAGCCACAACAACGGGGAGAUUUUGAAUUUGUUAAUAGGGGUCGUGGGCAGGGGUUGAGGCCUUUCAAUGAUCACCAGCUUCACAAUAAUUUACAAACAGAGAUGCAACUAAAAGAUUAUGAUAGAACAGACUCAGUUGAAAGACUUCGAUUAUGUUAA
Indicator indicator is the source of this 1422-nucleotide messenger RNA. RefSeq names its product RNA/RNP complex-1-interacting phosphatase-like. The coding region runs from base 1 to 1422 and encodes 473 amino acids. Gene Ontology annotation, biological process: dephosphorylation. The transcript has 10 exons. Gene Ontology annotation, molecular function: protein tyrosine/serine/threonine phosphatase activity; polynucleotide 5'-phosphatase activity. The record is from RefSeq and is a predicted model, not a curated record. NCBI's taxonomy places the organism in Eukaryota, Metazoa, Chordata, Aves, Piciformes, Indicatoridae.